Molecule: messenger RNA, 832 nt
Organism: Desarmillaria tabescens
Lineage: Eukaryota; Fungi; Basidiomycota; Agaricomycetes; Agaricales; Physalacriaceae
Exons: 3
Coding region: 1-594 (197 amino acids)
Source: RefSeq, a predicted model, not a curated record
AUGUCCUCAACAGCCCCACUUCCGAUCAGGGAACGAUGCGUUGACGCUGGCAGUGUUUUCUGUCAGUGUUCACGCUUUACUCCCUAUCGAGACGAAUCACAGUGGCAUACUCUAGACCAGUCCCGCUGUAUUUGCGGCCAUGGCAUUCACGCCCAUGCCGACUACCUCUCCCCCGUUGUCCACCAGUGUCCUGCCACUUGCUGUGUGGCCUUCGUUCAAAAGACACCCCAGACCCAGGAAUGCACGUGCACCGCGCUCCUCGUGGAUCACAAGGCUGUUGUGAACUUGUACCGCAUAGCCCCUGCCAUCACCAAUAACUGGGAACCUUAUGUAGGCACUUCCCAGAGCAUCGUACCCUCAUAUAGUAUGAAUGCGAGCAAUCCUGUCAUCCCUAUUUCAUCACCUAACACCGCUGGUGCCCUUCUACACAUUCAACCAGUUUCCGCUCAGGCGGAAAAUGUUGGUUUUGUUACGCAUCAUCUCCAGGGACUUGCGCCAGAUAGCAUUACGCCAAAUGCGACUUUCAGUAACCAUCCGGAUGCCGUUUACGAUACGACACCUAAUGCUGGAGUGUGGACGUGGUCGUACACGUAGCUGUCGAUAUUUCUCGGCAUGGCUACUGUUCUGCCAGGUUCUCCUCUUCCUUUACUCGGUAAGAAUCUGUUAUUGUAACCCUCUUUCAUCGUUAUAUCAUCGAGAUGGAUCUCAUGGGAGGUUGUCAUGGUCUUUUUCCAUUAUGCUUGCUGCCUGUUGAUUGGGUAUACGUUAUGAAUAUCGGUUUCAUCGUUUCUCGAAUUCUUCUAUCAUAUUAUCGCUUUGUUUUGUACUUGCU